Cephus cinctus (wheat stem sawfly) is the source of this 7642-nucleotide messenger RNA. Its product is annotated as F-box only protein 33. NCBI's taxonomy places the organism in Eukaryota, Metazoa, Arthropoda, Insecta, Hymenoptera, Cephidae. Gene Ontology annotation, biological process: SCF-dependent proteasomal ubiquitin-dependent protein catabolic process; positive regulation of protein ubiquitination. The record is from RefSeq and is a predicted model, not a curated record. The coding region runs from base 162 to 1724 and encodes 520 amino acids. Gene Ontology annotation, cellular component: SCF ubiquitin ligase complex. The transcript is spliced from 6 exons. Gene Ontology annotation, molecular function: protein binding.
UGCAGCUGAGACAGCGACAGUUGGAUUGAGUUGGACGCAAUACGUCGUGUGCGGUAGUCGUAUAUGGCGUAGAGGCGUUGCGACAGGGAGUAAAGGAACGAGAAACGAAAGCGACAGCGAAUUUAGGAUAAUCGCGCAUCAGGAAAAAAACCUCGCUGAAGAUGGUGGGCGGUGAGUGUAUCACGGAUGGUUUGCGAUGUAUUGAAAAAACGACGAAUCGGACGGAGGAGAGUGUCAACGACGCGGCCGAGGAACUUGAGGCCUCCAUGAGAAAGUGCGAGGGUCAUCUGUCUUCGACGAAGACAAACAGCUGUUCGUCCUGCAAAGGUGUAAAUCGUACGACAGAAAUGGCGCAAGAAGAUAACAGCCCCUGCUGGGAUAGUCUACCCAGUGUCAUAUUGUUCGAGAUAUUUUCAUACCUGCCACAAGAAAAUCGAAUAAGAGCGUCACAGGUAUGCAGAAAUUGGAGAUACGCUUUAUUUCAUCCAAGCUUUUGGAAGAAGAUCACCUUCAGAUUUCGAGAGGAUGACAAUAUGUCUGGUGUCAGAUUUAUGACAAAUUGUUUUGGACUCAGUGUUCGUGAGGCAACUGUAAGGUGCGACAUAGUCAAUAGGUGUCUUAAGGAAGCUUCCAGGCUCUUAAAGAAGCUUGGUGGAAAUACAUACUUACGCAAAUUGUUCCUGGAACCAAGUUCCUGCACCUUAUAUUGGCCCACUCUGCGUGUAGAUUGCACAAAGAAAGAUCGAUAUUUCUGCACUCACAUAAUGGAAUCACUUCAUAAAAUCGUGGAAAACAGUAAUUGCUUAGAAGCCUUAAGUUUUGGAUGUCUUGAAGAUCUAACGGCAAGUGCCGGUCCGAUCAUGGAGUCACUUCAGCGUCAUCACGCGAAGCACCUAACGCACCUAAGCCUAGCAUCAGUCAAAGAUGAUCCUGGCGACUAUGUGCUUUCAGACUUAGACAGCUGCAUGUUCAGAUCGUUUGUCAGAUUAUCUUACUUAACUGUGGACUAUGAUUAUGUGAGCAACAGCUUGCUCGAGGCUUUAGAUAGUGGUCUUAUGGAGAGGCUAGUAAUCCAUGUGCAUGGAUAUGAGGAAGAUCAUCCUGGAACAACAAAUAACUCCUGGAUUAACUUCGUUGGAAAGAAUCCGCACUGUGAACUCCGGUUAAACCUUAUGCACUCUUAUCUGGCCGUAACCAUCCUAGAUUCGCAUAUUCUACAACCAGCAAUGCCACUAACUCAUUUGAAGGUGCUAUUUUGUGAGACAGUUAACGCUAACGCAAUUCAUCGAUUGGCAGCUUGGUAUCCAAAUACUCUGAGGUCUCUAGUGUGGAUAGACUGUCUAGAUUCCGCGCCAUACUCCCCAGUUACUUAUGACCCAAAUGAUAUAGACAGCCCGGAUCCACUAGUCUUGCUAGCUUGGAAAUGUACGAAACUCGUGGAAAUCGUCUUUCUGGGAUACAAGUAUUAUCAAGAGAACCUCCUGGCCAUAGCCCGUCUACGGGAAGGCACUCUGGAACGACUGGAAUUCGCUGAAAAUGACAUUUCCAGUGAAAACGAAACAUUCUGGUUCGAAGGACCCGCCAUAAGGAAUGAAAUUCAAGAGAUAAUGGGUGGUGCUUGGAACUUGUUAACCGACGCGGAAUUACCAACUGUCCUGAUGGAUCCACAUGAAGGUGACAGCAGAGAAGUCAUAAUGCCAAUGGUCCUGCGCGACCAGAAGUAAGGGUCGACGACCUUGGGUACGAGUAAUAUCUACCAUCAUUGCAACAAGUCAUCAAAGAUCAUCAACUCCAAUAUGUAUCGGUAACAGAUAGCCGUCAGCACCGAAAACUAUAUUAUUCACCAGGUACCAAGGAAGCGAUCCGUCGUGACGGCAGGUCAACAACUAAGAGCGUAAUGUUCUAUUUGUUAUGUUUUUUUUAAUUGAAUUACCCAUUAAUCGCGAGAGUAGCAACGAUCCUUAAAGCGUUAAGUGUACCAAUAUUGUCGGUCGCGACAAAACGAAACUAAAACGAAAACGAUAAGUGAUCGCAUUAUCACGUGAACAAGGAUCACGUCACUUUUAAAGUGAUGGAAAAGAUAAUCCUCAAGAGUGGAUUGCUUUUGGUUUUUCCAAAAAUGAAAGUGGAACGACACCAAACGAAAAACGACUCGUGAAAACUGAGAAGAAAGAAAGAAGAGAAUGAUAUAAUAAACAUUCAACACCCUCAGUAAAAUGAUUGACGGGCUCCGCAUAGAAAGGCGAAAAAAAAAUAUCACAAUGGGCAACACAAAGAAUAUAUGACCCUUGAACGAAACAUCCGCGCAAGGAUGCACAUUAUCGCGGAGCCACAUGCGUUAGAGGGUGCAUAUACAUUUAUAUCUAUGAACGUAUAUAUAUUAUGUAUAUAUGUACGUAUAUAUAUGCCGGGCUGUGCUUCUUUCUUAUAUUCCUCAAUAUUUAUUUGCAUGGAGGUACAUAUAUAUUAUCGCGACUGUCCUCCUGUUCCCGGACCUACCGUAAGCCCCAUAUAUAUAUUUUCGCGAUGAUCGAACUGUUGUACAGUCUCUCUCGCAAAUUUGACCAGUUUCUCCCAUUUAUCCUGCAGCCAUAAAGAUACAGAAGCAACGUGAAACGGAAACAAGGAGACUAAAACACUUUGAAAGUAUAUAAGCCCACCGAUAACCGAUAUAGUUUACCGUUUCCGUGCCUGCUGCAUGUACGCAGGGAGAGACAGAAUGUUUAAUGUAGAGUCCCAGUUAUAUGGAUGCUAUCCAGAUAUAUUAUCAGAAACACUGACAAAGGUGUGUAGACAGCAGGGCCGACUUGAAUGGCCUGUAGUAACCUAAACCUGUACCGCAGGGUAAUCUAGACUCAAAGGAUCCAAUGAACUAGCUGUAUUAAGUAUCCAAGAAAUUAUGGAAGAUAGAAGAUAGGGACACGUAUGAGUGGCAUUCAAGAUAACCGGGCAAUAAAGAUAGAAAAUAACGAGAGAGUAUUAAUCAACAUCGAGAGAGAUUAAUGUAGUGACAAAAGCAAAUGGGUCCGGGCAACAAUAAUGACAACAAAUAGUAACAACACGCGCCUCCAGUUAUGCGCGAUAGUGUCAUCUUCCAUGAGAAGCAAGUGAGAAAACAAAAGAGUAUAAGAUACGCGUCAGGAUGAAAAUAUUCCGUUGUUAACAAGAGAAAAAAAAAGAGGAAAGCGUUAAAAGCAUAAGCCAAUAAUAAAGAAAGACGCGAUGACAGAUAUUUUUCCAACUUGCUGGAAUUUAGUUUGUAGUUGAUACGUGUGCACGACUGUAAAAGCAUGAAUGGGCGUAUGCAUGAGACAAAAAGCAAGUCGAGAGCGUUAUAAGGAUACGAGGAGAAAGAGAAGAAAGAACGAGAGACAGUAGUGGGCGUCUGCGUGCAUGUAUGAGUCUGAGAAAUAUUUUAAAAGAAAAAAAAAAAUGAUGUGACUCGCCUAGACAAAUGAAACGAGCUCGACCGCUCGAACACGAUGUAAUAUCGAAUCGCGAUCCGAGGUUAUUUUUAAUACCAAAACCAAUCGGACGCACCGUGUAAAGACAGAGAGAAAAAGAGAGAGAAGGGAGAAAGUAAGAAAAGCAAAGAAAAAUUGAUAAAUGAAGGAAACAAAACGUGUAUGAAGUAUCCUCGUGGGCAGAACGCGUCGCGAAGUUGAAUGGAAAGUUUAUCAUCGGCCAACACACCAUAUAUAUUAAUAAUAAAAUGUAAACUUUUACAUUCAUUUACGCGGCACGGACUGUCGAAUGAAUGCUAAGCUAACUGUAAACUAGUUGAAUUAGUUGCUAAUAAUAUACUAUAUAUAUAUAUAUGUAAAUUCCGUAUAUACGUUAUGUAAUAUGUGUAUACAUAUAUUGUGUGUCUAUGUAUAUACAUAUUAUAUGUAUAUAUGUAUGUGUCCGUAUAUAUAUAGACACGACUUGAAUGAAAAUAACGCGCUGACGUACAGUGCAACGCGUGAAAUGCGCAAAAGAUAUCGUGUGGAAGCACAAUGAAUACCUCCAAAAAAAAAAAGACCUUGCAUGCAUUCAAUUUCCUAAAGUAAAAACUGACGAGGUUGGAAUUCAAAGUCGAAGAUAUAUGUGAGAAACGUUAACGAAUAUGAAAAGUCAGACACGAGAGCAGGUGCAUCCGUUUCUGUCGUACGAUUCUUCGGGAAUAUUUUGAAUUGUUUACAAGGUGUAGAUGAUAAUUAAAUAAAAGAAAAAAAAAAGAUGCAAGACGCGCAAAUUGACAGCGCUUAACAUAGAAGAUCGUGCAAGGAGAAUUAAAAAAAAUAUAUAUAUAUAUACACACCAGAACAGCAAUCUUAUAUAUUAUACAGUUAACUAUUCUGAGAUGCUAUUUACUUUUUCGAGUCGGUGUAUUAUUAUAUGGUUAUUAUUGUUAAUAUUAUUAUGAUCGUCGUAUAUCGUUCUUAUGUGCCGCGUACACAACACUAAUUUUUCAUUUUAUACACACUGUGAUCGAGUACGUCCUCUGUUUACGUGAGAGCAACAAAGAGAUGAGAAGGCGAGAGACUAUUUAACAAACAAAAACGACAAAAAUUAUAAAACCUACUUACGUCGUGAGGUUGCGCGCAAAGUCAAGAAACAGACAAAAUAAUUAUGAUAAUAAUGUAAAACCACGUGUAUAUGAAAGAGCAAGCGAUAGAAGACCACGCGCGCGCGCGCGUCUGUGUUCGUGUGUGUGAUUGAGAGAAAGAGAGAGAAGCAAGGUGAGCCGAGAUAAAAUUGAGAGAAAGUCAAACAAGCGUGUAAAGAGAGAGAGAGAGAGAGAGAAUGUCUUUUUUAUUGUUAUUUUUAUGUUAUGUUUGGGUGAAAGAAAAAAAAGGAUAACUGGUGGCUGUCCAAGACGGCAAAUUUAAGGGGAUAACGGUGAAAGGUCAAGAAGAAAGGUGGUGGGACGGGUUGGAGGGGAAAAGAGAGUGAAGGCGUAGGACGAAAUAAAAAAAAACGGGCCUUAAUAUGUACCUGAGUCGCGAUAAAAAUUGAUUUCAAUCGUGCAGUAAGAUUUUGUCACGCGACGAACAACCCCCACCAAAACUAAAGAAGAAAACAAGAUAAAGUUUAAGUCCACGACGAUUUGAAACGGGUGCGUGAUUUUCGACAAGAAAAUACGAGACUGCUCGCGGCCCUCCACUUUUCUUCUCGAGCCCACUGUAUGUAGAUAAAUUGACGAGGGAAUAACGCGUAAAAUAAGUCAGGUUAAAAUCAAAAGAAGGAGAAGUAGAAGGAAGACACGUGAGAAUAUACAAAAAGCAUAGGGAAAUAUACGUCAAGCUCUCUGCAGGGAGAAAUUGUCGUGCGCGACAAAAACGUCUUUACGUCUUCUCUUCAGAUACCGUAUGUAUCUCGUUGAAACAUUAUGACUUACAGAUAUAUAUUAGAGAGUCCGUGAAAUAAGGAAGAGUGAGACCACAGAGAAGGGUGUUAACCGUGAAAAAUUUGUUUCGAUCGUUUACACUUAUGGUUUAUUUAUUUUCUAUUUUUGAUCACGUUACAUCACGUUUUACCGUCUCUUAUGUUUUCCCUUGUUUUAUGUCUCUUUUCUUCAACUUCUUAUUGCUUCUCCUUCUGUUAUACUUCUUUCACGAUAUCAUCGUCAUUGACCUGAUCAUUAUUCUUAUAUCGAUCGUGGAGCCGAUCGUAGGCAGAAAAUUGACGAAAUUCGUAGCAAUGAAUAUAGAGAGAAAAAGAAACGGAUAUCCGAAUGUCUAGAGUGAGAACGAAUGCAUUUUACAAGGAAUUUAAGAAUCACAAAGGCAAACAAAGAAAACAUAAUUAUCACUUACACACAUAAUAUACGUUAAGCAUACAUUACGUAUGGGCACCAUCUCCAUUGAAGUCUCGUGCAAAUUUCGUUCAUUAUUUAACUAUCUUAUUCCCAUCUCUUUCACAAUCUGUUACGAUAAUUCGUAUCUAACGAUAAUAAGCUAUCCCAGCUGAUCGAAGAUAUCGUCAUUACCUUUUAAAUUCAUCAAAUUGUAUUAUAACAGACGCGUAGAUACAGCUCAAUGGCAGAUGAGAUGGUGCGUCAUGAUGACGACGAUUUACUAAAUAAAGUGGCGGUAAUGACACCUAGUAUAGCAAGAAACAGAGAGCGAAAGAGAGAGAUCAAGAUAUAUCGAUAUAUUUCAAAAAAACACCUAUAUAUCGAUAUAUAUAUAUAUAUAUAUGUAAUGCGAGAUAUUUGAGAUCUGCAGUAAAUAAGCCCUGAAGCUCACUCGAAUGAUGAAUAUGUUUUGUGAUGAAAUGAGAGUAAGAGAGAGAGAGAGAGAGAGAGGAAACACAAAUACCUUGAGAGCCAACUAAUAUCCCUUUGAGACGAAGAUACGAACCUGCCACGAAUCAAAAAUACUGUAUAAUAUCAAACGAACGUUAGUGAAGUAUUAACAGAAUGCCGAGAUCUAUUUUUUAAGAUGCGAUUGUAUAUUUUUCUACUAAGGCAGGCCUUAGUGAGAGAGCUGCGACACAAGAGCGAAAGCGAGUAACGGUAUGGGUUGCGAUAAUUCUCGAAAGAACAAAUGAUAAGUAUCAAAUGAACAAGCCGCGAAAUCGCUGGCGAUCGAAGAAAACGUAGGGCCGAGGUAACGCGUGGGCGAUCGUGUGAAUGUUAGAUCGAACGAACGUGAAAAGCGAAGCGAGAGUGAGCACGAGUAAAAUGAUACAGAAGCGAUGAAGUCCACGUCCACUUUGUACAUAAUUGAUAUCCGUAGCGAGAGUGAAAUGUCGAAAAUGGGGCUCGAUGUGAUCAAGCGACGAUCAAGCGACGUAGUCAGUGAAUGAGAUGCGUAAAAAUAGUCAGACCCCGGGUACUUUUGAAGAUAUUUAAGAUAUUUGCAUGUUGCGAGCGUGGAUGAAUUAUAGAGUCGAGUGGGCCGUAAGGAUAUAGGGCGAGCGAAUAAAAGAUCUGUGAUAAAAUAAUAACUAUUUAAACAAUGAUAACAAGCAGAAGAAACAAAAUCGUUUAGGACGGGAAGGACUGGGAAGAGAGAGAGAAUUUCCCAAACGAGUGCAAUGGUUUUUUCUUGUCGUCGUCUACGAUGACGAUUCCAUCGAUCGAUAUUUGAUGGAGGGAAUCGAUGAAAAAAAUAUAUAAUGAUUAGAGGUGUAUUGAUUGAGCAAUUAAUUCAAUAACUAAUCAGCUCGGACAUCCGCGUUUAUGAAGGUACCUGCGCUACUCGAACUUUUUGCUACUUCGCCGAUACGACGAUGUUUGCACCGUCAUCGAGACAUGAGGGGAGCAAAGGUACGGGGCAAAAAUCGUUGCUGCGAUCGAUCGAUUGUCAUUUUGAAAAUCGAUUAGUCGCACCAGGACCGCCGAUCACCGCGAAAACCGCGACAUUCCAUGAGUUAUCCGUGGUUGGUUAACCGGCGUGCUUUGCGAACGAAUGAUCGAUGCUCGUUUCUUCUUUCUUUGUUUAUUCGUUUCUUUUAUUAGAGAGGGAACGAGAGAAAAAAAGUAAAAGAUUAGCGCGAACGCACGUAUACUUUAUUUAUAUAAAUGCAUGAAGCUACGAAGUCAUACAGAAAAACAUAUGUAGAUGAGUAUGAGUAAGAGCGAUCAUUCCAUGAUGAAAAUGUAGAUGAGUAUGUUUUUGUUGGUGCCCCGUAAAAAAAAAAAAAAAAAAAA